AUAAAUACUUAAAUAGGAUCUUCUUAAAUCUCCCUCUUCUCUUUCUCUGUGUCUCUCAAAACCCAAAGAACACGGAGUUGGCGGCGACCCUUUAUCUCUCUGAUUUCGAUCAUGGCAGCUAUUGCUCCUUCUUCUGACAAAGCCGCAGAUUUAUUGCAAAAUUUGUCCCUUGAUUCAGAGUCCAAAACCAUUGGAGUUGCUGAGCCUGCAAAGAAGACUGGACCAGUUUUUUCCAAUUGUGCAGCUAAGGGGUCGGCCAAGCCGUUCAAUCCAAAUUCACGCUUUGUCCCAAAUGGAUACCCUUCUACGGCGUACUAUUAUGGAGGUUAUGAUGGGCAAGGUGAUUGGAAUGUUUAUUCCAGAUAUAUGAACCUUGAUGGAGGGAUGGCCCAAGGUGUUUAUGGGGAUAACUGCUCUUAUAUGUACCAUCAAGGUUAUGGCUAUACACCGUAUGGAACAUAUGCACCACCCAAUUCCUCUUCCUCAAUCCUUCAACAAGAUGGUCAGCAUUAUGGUCUGCAACAGUACCAGUAUCCUUGUUCUUAUUACAAAUCUCCAGCUUCUAGUGAUGUAUCAUAUACUCCAAACAAAAUCAGUGUUCCACAGGGAGAAAUAUCAACUCCAAUUGAUGCUGAUCGUGUUGCUUCAUCAAAUGUUUUGAAUAAAGGAAACACUGUUAACAUGGCCAAUAGUGAUUUUACAAAUAAAAAUGGCUUAAAGCCAUUUUCAACUAGUUCCCAACACACAUCUUUGAAUGCAAAUGAUUCUUAUCAAGGGACUAGCUGGCCAGCUUAUGCUCCUUUUACAGGAUAUCAGGGUCCAAGAAUCAGUACUCAUGGUGCACAGUUGCCAGUCCCUUCAGACAUGUCAUUAGUAUCUGAUAGUCAGUCCAAAAAAGGAGCCAAGGUUGGAUUAUCUUCAUCAAUGCCUGUCAAAAGUUUUACAUCUCAAAGGAAUCAAAGAAUUCCUCAGCCUCUGCCACAAUUUGCGAACUUAAAUGGUUCCAGACAUCCAUCUGGAUUUGAACUGGUUUCUGGAUUUAUGAAUGGCAUGUAUCCAAGCAACAGGAUGUACAACCAAUAUGGAAGCACAUUUAGGGCCAAUUCUCGUUUUGGAUCUGCUGCAUAUGGAUCUAGAAUUGGCUCUGCCAAUAACAGGCUUAAUGCCACAGGUGAUGGCUAUGGUUUUAACCAUUUCAAAAGAAAUAUGGAUGGUUUCAGUGAGCUAAAUAAGGGGCCCAGAGCUGCCAAGAGUUAUGAUAAUAAAAAUAUCAAAAGUCUUGGACCUGUCACAUUAUUACUCAAAGGACAGAACCUUCCAGUGAAGAGUGAUACCGAAGAAGUUCCUAUAAUUCCCAAUAAGGAACACUACAACGGGAAGGAUUUUUCUGAGAGUUAUUCUGAUGCCAAGUUUUUUGUCAUCAAAUCCUAUAGCGAGGAUGAUAUUCAUAAAAGCAUAAAAUAUAAUGUUUGGGCAAGUACCCCUAAUGGCAAUAAAAAGCUGGAUGCUGCAUAUCAAGAAACCAAGGAGAAGUCUGGUGGCUGUCCCUUAUUUUUGUUAUUUUCGGUCAACACUAGUGGCCAAUUUGUUGGUUUAGCAGAGAUGUUGGGUCCUGUUGAUUUUGGUAAAUCUGUAGAUUUCUGGCAGCAGGACAGGUGGACUGGUUGCUUUUCUGUGAAGUGGCAUGUCAUAAAGGAUAUUCCAAAUAGUGUGUUGAGGCACAUAACACUAGAAAACAAUGAAAACAAGCCUGUAACAAAUAGUAGGGAUACUCAGGAGGUUAAGUUUGAGAAGGGUGUUCAAAUUGUCAAAAUUUUCAAGGAGUAUUCAAGCCAAACAUGCAUCUUGGACGAUUUUGAGUUUUACGAGACUCGUGAAAAGGCGACUCAGGAGAAAAAAUCUAAGGAACAGCAAUUGCCAAAAAAGGUCAGCAAUCCUGGUGAUUUAACAAUUGGGACAGUUACAUUGCCAAAGUCUCUUUUGCAUGAAUCUGCUGCUGCAAGUGCAGCAGAAGGAAGAAUGAAUGUGGAUGGGCUGUUAGAAGGGAAUGGAUCGACCACAGCACUUGAAGACUCUUCUAAGAGCUGUUAAAACCAAUGAUAGUCACUUGCUGAUUUUUGUUUUGUUUUCCUCUAUUUUUUAGUCAUGUAGUGAGUGGUUUUGUUUGAAUUUCAAAUUAUACCUGCUUAUUUGAUCUUGGUCUGGAGUGGAGUAUUUGAUUUUAGCGUUUUUCUUUGGUCGUUAAAUAAAAUGCGCGUGUUUUGGUA
This is a messenger RNA of Cajanus cajan (pigeon pea), 2267 nucleotides long. Its product is annotated as YTH domain-containing protein ECT2. NCBI's taxonomy places the organism in Eukaryota, Viridiplantae, Streptophyta, Magnoliopsida, Fabales, Fabaceae. Gene Ontology annotation, cellular component: cytoplasm. Gene Ontology annotation, molecular function: mRNA binding. Gene Ontology annotation, biological process: mRNA destabilization. The record is from RefSeq and is a predicted model, not a curated record.